UGUCCGGAAAAUCGCACACAGAUGAAGAUCGUCAGCGGAGCUCGAAGCAUUGCUCGCGGUCCAGAUCACGAUCAGUGGACCGAAAGCGCAAGUCAGGAGACAAGAAGCACAGACGAAGCCACAGCAGAAGCAAAGAGCGUGCUAAUGCACGAAGAGACACUCUGAACAGAAGACGCUGCUGACAGAUAGCAAAAUUAUAUGCCUACUACCUGGACAGGUAACUAUCAGUCAUUUAAAUUUAUUUGCCUAUUAAACGAUAUCUUUUUGUCUCACAACCCCAGUAACUGCCUUUUUUGUAGACACCAGCAGAAUUGCAGUUAAAAAAAUAAGUGGCCAUUCCCAAUGUGAAUGCAUGCAGAUUUUCACAGUAUAUAAAUACGUUUUAAAACAGUUAAGUUGCGCACACUAAGAAUAUUUUUCAUAUAUAUUUGUUUGGUCAUAAUUGGAUUGAAGGUCAUAAGGGCAUUUUACGCUGUACACAGUGACCGUGAGUUUUCAGUUCAUUUUUUUGUGGGAGAGAAAGACAGGUGGUAGAAUGGGCUUGUUCACAUGAAUCAUGCCACUUUGUUGUGUAUGACUGCAUCAAGAGUAUAUUAUUCAUAUUAUAUUAUAUUAUAGUUUUUAACCCAUUCUGCCAUACAAAGCCUAAACACAGUAAUGUUUUUAUUGUUUGUGAAAGCUGCAUUAACGUCCGCUCUAAAACAAAUCUCUAAAGCCAUUUUUUUCAUUUUUGUUUGGUGGUGUUACUGUGUUUUGCCUUUGCAUAGCAGUAUUACUUUUGCACUUUUGCAUAAUACAAUAAAUAUUGUAUUACCUAAACUUACAAAAAAAAAAAAAAAAAGUAAUUUAGCUCUUACUUGGCGUGCCUCACAGAAUGCAAUAUUUAAACAAUAAUCACCUCAGACAUAGGAUGUUUUCACUCAAUAGCACAUGUGAGCAUCAUUGUUUACCACUGCAACCACUUGCGAUUUUGUGGUUUAAAUAGCUUAUUGUAUGUAUAGAAAUGUGCCUGUACACAUAGGUGGCGAAAAAAAAGGUUUUCUUGCAUCAUGUAAAAUGCCCUUUAAAGUCAACAUGAAACCAAACCCAGUUUACUUUAAUAAUGUGAAUUUUCUGAGUUAAAAUAAUAAUAGUAAUAACAAUAGUAACACUUUAGAAUAUGGAACACUAAUUCACUAUUAACUACGACUUUUCCCUCAAUACAUUCCUUAUUUGCUGCUUGUUAGUAAGGUAGUUAAGUUUAGGUAUUGGGUAGGAUUAGGGAUGUAGAAUAAGGUCAUGUAGAAUAAGGCAUUAAUAUGUGCUUAAUAACUACUAAUAAAUGGCUAAUAUUCUAGUAAUAUGCAUGCUUAUAAGCAACUAAUUAAGAGACCCUAAAAUUUGAUUUGUGUGUUCUGUUCUUGAAUGGGGCCGGGCCAGACUUGAAUGCGAGUUUGUGGUCAGAAAUAUGUAGAUGUAUGGUAAUUUAGAAUAUUUUAUAUUUUGAGCCAAGAUGAUGGCUUGGUCAAAUUCACUCAGGAGCAUCUUUACACAUCCGUCAUGACAAAGCAAAAACUAGAUUUGUCAGUUAAUUACAUUUUGAAGAAAGAUUGACAAGAUAAACAUUUGAACCAAGAAGACAAGUAGAGUAAGACCAGGAAUGUGAAAGUAAAUGGGGUUCAUUUUGAUUUCAUGUUGACUUUUUUUUUGUUUAGGAGAAAAAUGGUGCAUGUGAGAAAAGAAAAUGCCAGUGCGAAAUCUGUGUACAUUUCUUGCAAUAAAGAUCUCCCAUGCUUUUUUUUUGGUACUGAACUGGGUGUAAAUGUGCUGGUUAAGUGCACUCAUUUGUGUUAAAUGUAAUUGUAUAUGCUGCACUCGGAUGGUGGUGGAAGUUGGCAUAGAGAUUUUGUAAUUUAAAAACUGUUUUUCUUGUCAGAAUUAUUUUGGCAAGUUUGUUCUCAAACCAACUUACUAACUCUCUUUAUUGCACUAUUUUCCUGAAAGAGACCAAUUCUUCUUAAAACAGGCACGGAAGAAGGACUCUGAGAAAGCUCUGAAAUGUCAGAGCGGAUCAGAGGAGCAGCUGGAGAUGUCAGAUAAAGGCCGUGACAGGCUGUCUGAAGACAUGGAGGAGCGACAUCGCCGAAAAGACAAGAAAUCCUCCAGACCAAGAAGCCUAUCAAGAUCACGUUCAAGGGAAAGACGACAUCAUAAUCGAAAUUGGGACAAAAAAAGAUCUCGCUCACGAAGCGGUGAAAGGAGAUCAAGGAGUCGUGACAAGAAGAGACGGGCCAAGUCUCGAUCAAACUCCAGAAGCAAGCACAGACAUCGCAGCAGGAGCCGUAGCAAGAGCAGGGAGAAGAAGAAGAGGUCAGAGAAAGCACGGAGAAAAAGUCGCAGUCGGUCAGCUAGCCCUGUGGCCUUCAGGGGCAGAAACACAGCCAUGGAUGCUCAGGAGGCAUUAGCCAGAAGUGGCUCAGGAGAUGAGGCUUUGAGUCUGUAUAAAUGUCAACAAGCUGAGAAAAUAAAAGCAAAGUUUUUUUUGAGGUUGGAGAGAGCAAAGAAGCUUCAAGAACAGAAGGAAAAAGAAUUGUUGGAAAAACGGCAACAACAAGAGAGAGCAGCAGCAGCAGCUCCACUGUUGUGCGAUACGGCCACUGCAGCACCCAGUUCAGGCCUGAACGUUGCAGCACUGCUGGCCUCUGGCACACAGGUCACUCCUCAGAUCGCAAUGGCUGCUCAGAUGGCAGCGCUUCAGGCCAAAACGCUGGCAGAGACUGGCAUUGCUGUGCCAAGCUACUACAAUCCCUCAGCGGUGAACCCAAUGAAGUUUGCAGAGCAGGAAAAGAAGAGGAAAAUGUUGUGGCAGGGGAAAAAAGAUGGGGACAAGUCACAAACAGCAGAGCUUUGGGAGAAGCUGAAUUUUGGCAAUAAAGACCAAAAUGUGAAGUUUCGCAAACUAAUGGGCAUCAAAGGUGAAGAAGAAGGUCAACCAUCAGGAGCAGGUAACGAAGAAGGUCUUAAAACCUUGCAGCAGCAGGAAGAAAUGUUCCGCAAUCUGGACGUCCAGUAUGAGAUGGCCCGUUCACAGACACACACGCAGAGGGGAAUGGGCCUAGGUUUCUCCUCUUCGUUUUCUUCAAGAGGCAUGGAUGCUGUCUGAACAUUCUGUAUUUGUGCUUCUCAUUUCUGUAAAUUCUGGCUGACGUUGCCACUGUAAAGCCGGUUUGUAUGUGCUUGUAGAGAAUGCUGGUGCAUUAGCCUGCAUGUAUGAUUCAUCAGGUCUGUCAUUUUAUUCAUUUUGGAAGUUCACAUGUAAAUACAGUUGACUGCUCAAACAUAUAUUGUUGCUUGGUCUCUGAGGAUUGUUUAAUAUUGUAAAGUUUUGUUUGGAUUUUGG
Onychostoma macrolepis is the source of this 3379-nucleotide messenger RNA. It is a transcript of the gene rsrc2, whose product is annotated as arginine/serine-rich coiled-coil 2. The record is from RefSeq and is a predicted model, not a curated record. Bases 2069 to 3142 code for a protein of 357 amino acids. NCBI's taxonomy places the organism in Eukaryota, Metazoa, Chordata, Actinopteri, Cypriniformes, Cyprinidae. The transcript is spliced from 10 exons.